AUGGCUCGCGUUGAUUUUGUCGACGCCGCCUUCAACGGCCCCGAGUCAACCCAGGCUCGAGAAAGUUACGCCCCUCCCCCUCCUCGCGAUCCUCCAAAGGCCCCCUACACCACAUAUCACGGCCCGCCCAGCGAAUUUGACAGGACGCUGCGCAAGGCAUCGGCCGUGGCCCUCGCCAUCCUUCUCUACAGCGCCGCGAUUCCCUUUCACCCGGUCAGCUGGUUUCUCAAUGUGAACGGCGCCUUCUUCGUCGACAGCCUCUGCGCCGGCAUUGUGUUGCUCUGCGCAUGCUACUUUCAGUGGCGGAUCGCGGGACUCGGCCACGCCCUCGCCAUCACGCUGCCGGUGGGCAGCUCCGGCCCCCAGAUCCGCAACGGCCGGAUCGACCGCGACGCCCCCGCCAGCAGCACCGUAUUCAUCUGGCAGUCGGCCCAUUACUGGCCCUACGCCAUUUGCGAGGCUGUCUUGCUGGGCCUGGCCGAGUUUGGCCCCAGCGAGUACCUGCGCCGCAGCGUGGUCAUUGGUGUCAUUGCGGGCCUGUGGCUCGUCGGCUGGCAUGCGACGCCGAGAUCAUACAAGCAAUGGGCUUGGGGCCACAUCAAAUCAUUGUGGUUUUGGAUGAUCCUGAACGAGUUGCUGAGCGUUGGGCGACCAUCUGUGGGAAGACGUGCACGAAGAUACUAA
Molecule: messenger RNA, 684 nt
Organism: Pestalotiopsis fici W106-1
Lineage: Eukaryota; Fungi; Ascomycota; Sordariomycetes; Amphisphaeriales; Sporocadaceae
Exons: 1
Coding region: 1-684 (227 amino acids)
Source: RefSeq, a predicted model, not a curated record